GCUGCGGCGCGGGCGGCGGCGGGCGCGCGGGCGCGUGCGGGGCGCGGGCGGCGGCGGCAUGGCGGAGAGCGAGGCCGAGACCCCCAGCACCCCGGGGGAGUUCGAGAGCAAGUACUUCGAGUUCCACGGCGUGCGGCUGCCGCCCUUCUGCCGCGGGAAGAUGGAGGAGAUCGCCAACUUCCCGGUGCGGCCCAGCGACGUGUGGAUCGUCACCUACCCCAAGUCGGGCACGAGCCUGCUGCAGGAGGUGGUCUACCUGGUGAGCCAAGGGGCUGACCCCGACGAGAUCGGCCUGAUGAACAUCGACGAGCAGCUCCCGGUGCUGGAGUACCCCCAGCCGGGCCUGGACAUCAUCAAGGAGCUGACGUCUCCCCGCCUCAUCAAGAGCCACCUCCCCUACCGCUUCCUGCCCUCCGACCUCCACAACGGUGACUCCAAGGUCAUCUACAUGGCUCGGAACCCCAAGGACCUGGUGGUGUCCUACUAUCAGUUCCACCGCUCCCUGCGGACCAUGAGCUACCGGGGCACUUUCCAGGAGUUCUGCCGGAGAUUUAUGAACGACAAGCUGGGCUAUGGCUCCUGGUUCGAGCAUGUGCAGGAGUUCUGGGAGCAUCGCGCGGACGCCAACGUGCUCUUCCUGAAGUACGAAGACAUGCACCGGGACCUGGUGACCAUGGUGGAGCAGCUGGCCAGAUUCCUGGGUGUGUCCUGUGACAAGGCCCAGCUGGAGUCCCUGGGAGAGCACUGCCACCAGCUGGUGGACCAGUGCUGCAACGCAGAGGCCCUGCCUGUGGGCCGGGGGCGAGUCGGGCUGUGGAAGGACAUCUUCACCGUCUCCAUGAAUGAGAAGUUUGAUCUGGUGUAUAAACAGAAGAUGGGGAAGUGCGACCUGGCCUUUGACUUUUAUUUAUAGUAACAGAAACAGCAAACUUGCAUGCUCACAGUACCCAGACGCUCUGCUAGCUCAAAGUCCCGUAUGCGUUCAUUUAUUCCUUGCUGGACACACUCUGGAAGCAGCGUGUAAACAACAGGAAGAACCCAGCGGAGAACCCAGAAAAGGGUGAGGAUCCCCACCCGAGGUGGCCGUCUCACCCUCAGCAUUGGCAGUCUCUGCGUGUGGACAGACCUCAUGGAGUGCAGUCCUGGUGGCUGGGCCACUGUAAGUGUGGCACCUGCACCACCCCGUGCCACUUACUGUGUUUUAUAGAGCUUUUCACUGGAAGUCUGAAUAAAUGUCAGUAAACCAAAUAGAAGUUCACUUUUGGGGGGAAGCAAGAGCAAGCCACGCCCGAACCGCAGGAAGAUCUCAGGGUCGCCUGUUUCUGUAGUCUGGUCACCUAAGCCACAGCCGUUCCAUUCCGUUCUUCCUGGCCUGCGAUGGUGAGAGCGUGUGCGUUGGGGGCGGGAACUGCCUGGUUCAGGUGGCGGUGGGUUCUUCACCCUUCCUGACCCUGGGGAGCCCCUGUUCUCAGGUCAGAGCAGAGGAUCAGGGAAGCUUCUGCAGGGACACCUGGCCAGUGUGGUCAGUAGCACACUUAAGCAGUGAGUGGAGAGUCAGCCAGAAAGAGCACGAUGCUCUGGAGUUGGGUUCCACCUGCAGCCUGACCUUUUGUCCCUGAGGCAGUGGCACGGUGCCGAGAGUCAGACACUCAGUAGCACGUUUCCCAAAAUCCAGGGUCUCGCCAUUCCGUUUGUUCUGGCUGUACCUGGGCUGUCGGCCCUGAGCUGUGCUGGAGCCGAGCGCCCUCACCCAGGGGGGUUGGCAGGCUGCCCGUCUGUCCACCCACGCCUCAGGAUAUCUGAGGGAGCACGGGUGGUGUCUUCAUGGCCCCACGACCUUCUGAUUUUUUUGGCCCAGCUCAGCCGAGGUGAUGGAGAUGGCCAGGCGGGUCGUGGCCAGCUGCAGCUGGUGUGCAGACUGCCACUACGAGGGGGCCCUGUGGCGCAGGCUCCCUGAAGCAGGUGCCGCCGAGGCUCGGGUUCUGUCCUGCCGGGGCACCUGGCCUGCACGGAGGUGGCAGCACCUUUCCCGCGUGUCUGGAGGGAGGCUGCUUUCUGAGAAAUUUCGUUACUAUUUUUCUAUUUUUAGUACUGAUGAUGUCACUGAGCACCACAUGGUACUUCUGUGCUUGCUGCAUCUCGAAUAAAGACGCUUGCCCUGC
Sciurus carolinensis (gray squirrel) is the source of this 2162-nucleotide messenger RNA. RefSeq names its product sulfotransferase family 4A member 1 (gene Sult4a1). The record is from RefSeq and is a predicted model, not a curated record. The coding region runs from base 59 to 913 and encodes 284 amino acids. Gene Ontology annotation, cellular component: cytoplasm. The transcript is spliced from 7 exons. Gene Ontology annotation, biological process: sulfation. Gene Ontology annotation, molecular function: sulfotransferase activity. NCBI's taxonomy places the organism in Eukaryota, Metazoa, Chordata, Mammalia, Rodentia, Sciuridae.